AGUGAAGGCAAACGCUGCACAUCCUCUAAACCCGUUUGAAUUAGACUUUUUUUUUUUUUUUAAACUUAAUAACAGAUCAUAUUUGUUCGCCCCGAUCUCAAGAUGGAGUCCGCCCCUUUUCCAGAGGAGAUGUCGGAGAGAAAAGUGUGUGUUGUCGGGUCGGAGCUGGUGGAAAACUACACGGUCUACAUCAUCGAGGUGAUGGAUGGAGAGCACAGAUGGACUGUGAAGCACCGCUACAGUGACUUCCAUGACCUCCACGAGAAGCUGACUGCAGAAAAGAAGGUUGACAGACGGCUACUUCCUCCUAAGAAGAUUUUGGGAAAGAACUCGAAGAGUCUGGUGGAGCGGCGGCAGAAGGAGCUGGAGCUCUACCUGCAGACGCUACUGCAGCAGUUCCCUCAGGCCACGCCCACUCCACUCGCCUGUUUCCUACAUUUCCACCUCUAUGAAAUCAAUGGCAUCACAGCAGCACUGGCUGAGGAGUUGUUCCAUAAAGGUGAGCAGUUGCUGCAGGCUGGCGAGGUGUUUUCUCUGAGUCCUCUGCAGCUUUACUCCGUCUCCCAGCAGCUCCGUCUGGCCAAACCGACCUGCUGUAACGGAGAUGCAAAAACCGACCUCGGACACAUCCUCGACUUCACCUGCAGGCUGCGAUACCUCAAGAUCUCUGGUACCAGAGGUCCAGUAGGAACCAGCAACAUCCAGGAGAGCAGUCUCCCCUUCGACCUGUCUGUUUUCAAAUCAUUGCUGCAGAUAGAGAUCACUGAGUGCAGCUCACAGCGAAUUCAAGGUUUGUCGUCUCUGAGGUCGAGUCUGGCGACUAUGAGUAUCCACCGCUCCACGGAAACAAUGAUGUCGAUCCUGGUACCGGAGGCGAGCGAGUUCUCACAGUGGGAGCCCGAGGGGGUGGAGUCUGGCUGUCCCGUCACCGCCGUUAUCCCUGUGUGGAGAAACCUGACCACGCUGGACAUGAGCCACAACUGCAUCAGCACCAUCGACAGCUCAGUGAAACUGAUUCGUAAAGUGGAGUUUCUGGAUCUGAGUUACAAUCAGCUGUCCUCAGUGGAAAACCUCCAGCACCUGUACAACCUGGUCCACGUGGAUCUGUCCUAUAACAGCCUGCGGGUCCUUGAGGCUGCUCACACCCGUCUGGGCAACAUAAAAACCCUUAGCCUGGCUGGCAACCAGCUGGACCGACUGACCGGCCUCUCAAAGCUCUACUCUCUGGUCAACCUGGACCUCAGCCACAACCAGCUGGCCCAGUUGGAGGAGAUCAGGAACAUCGGCUCUCUUCCCUGUUUAGAGAAACUCAACCUGUCCAGUAACCCCAUGUGCAUCAUCCCAGACUACAGGACCAAAGUCCUGGCCCAGUUUGGAGACCGUGCAGCAGAGGUUUGUCUUGACAGUAAAGUGACGACAGAGAAGGAGCUGGACACAGUGGAAGUGUUGAAAGCCAUUCAGAAAGCCAAAGAGGUCAAAGACAGGAUGAGCAGCAGCGACAAGAAGAUCAGUGAGGAGACCAGGCUGUCUGCUCCUGCACCUCCUCACCUCUCCGUCUCCUCUCCCCCCUCCCCCUCCCCCUCCCCCUCAUCCUCAUCCUCCUCCUCCUCCUCCUCCUCCUCCUGCUGCUCCUCUGCUGUCGCUCCUCCUACUGUCACCACCUCUUCAUCCUCUUCCUCCUCUUCCUUUUCCUCUUCUUCCUGUCGGGCCCAGCAGGCUGCCUGCCCCAGCCAAGAAGUGACGACCAGAGAAGAAGCCUCGGUUCCCCCCAGUGUUCUCCCUCCUGUGGACGCUGUACCUCCCCCCGAAAGCUUUAACACCAACGCGCACCUCCUGUCUGCUGAACCCGCCCAGAGACAACAACCUGCUGUCAGUCUGACUGAACACACACACUGUGGAGCUCCCACAAGUAUUACUACUACUACGACUAUUACCACUACUACUACUACUACUACCAUCUGUUGCGUCUACUCCUCCUGUUCCUCGCGACCAGUUGAAACCAGUUGUAGUUGCACAAGGUGCCCCGCCUGCCCUCUACUUCCCUCUCACCUGCUCUCCCUCUCCUCCAACAAAGACUUCAUUACCCAGCUCUCCCAGUGUCUCAGUGCCACCUUGAAGGAGCAGCAGAAGCAGCAGCAGCAGCAGCAGCAGGAGGAGGACGACGACGAGGAGGAGGAGGAGGAGGAGGAGGAGGUGGAGAGAUCUGAAUCCAGAGAGGUUCAGUCCCGUGUGGAGGACACCAAGGUGGGCAGUCCCAGUCCAGGUUCCAGGGAUGGAUACUUUGAGAUGGGUCUGGAUGACUCUGUGGAGGAGUCGGUCUGCUCCUCCUCUACGUCACUCGCUGCUCCUCCUGCAGAGAAGCCCGGUGGCCACCAUGGGGGACUGUGUGACGAGGACGAGGACGAGGACGAGGAGGAGGAGGAGGAGCAGCAGGAGGAGGAGCAGCAGCAGGAGGAGGAGGAGGAGGUGCAUGUCAGUAGGGUUCUGUGGUGCUACUGCCUUCAGGUAGAGGAGGAGGUGAAGCAGAAGGAGGCGUGCCUGGUGUUGACUGACCGACUGUUGGGACUGCUGUACCUAUCAGAUGAUUUCACAUGGACAAAUCAGGACGCAGACCGGGACCAGAGUCCACCUGUGAAGGAGGUGCUGUCAGGCCUGCAGAUGGACCUGCUGCUGCCUUACUCCGGGCUCCUGCUGUCCUCCCGCAGCGAGCUCCCUGACUGCUGCCUCGCCUUCGGGCUCCGGUCUGGUCCGACCUGCUGGUACGUCUUCUCCGAGGCGAAGGAGCUCCGGCAGACCAGGACAGAACUGACAGCGCUGAUCCAGGCAGCAGAGUCUCAUGCGGAGCCGGAGCCUCCAAACACUCCCCAUCUCCUCCCUCAUUCGCUCCUCAACUCCUGGGAGCUGGAGGAGAGUCAGGGAGCCCAGGGAGGCUACCCUGCCCACCUCCUCCCCUCUUCCUCCUCCUCCUCUGCCCUAUACACCCACCCCCUUCUGUUGGACAUCUUAUCUCGGAGAGAAGAACCCCGCCUCCCUUCGCUCCUCUUCCUCACCCACCGACACCUUUGGGUGCUGAAGAUGGACUUCAGGGAGCUGGCAGAAAGAGAGAGGAGCAACGCUGACGUUCAUCACUCCUCCUCCUCCUGCUCCUGGUGCAGGCUAGUCCGUGUGCCCCUCGGCUCAGUGGUGCUUCACCCCAGGGAGAGAGCUCCUCAGGUCGGGGGCAGGACCAGCAGCACCUCCUGCCCCGGCCCCAAACACCACCACAGGAGGAGUCACACUGUGGAGCUGCUGCUGGGAAAUCAGAGGCUGCUGCUGCUCUUCCCUCUGGCCCGGGACAGGAGCUCCUUCUUGGGGGAGCUGAGCCAGCGGAGAGCGUCCCUGGAGGGGCUGAAGAUGCUUGCCCUGCCCCAAACCUGCAGGCCCUGUCCACAGAGAGAAGAACAUACACAAGACGGUUACAGAUCCAGAGACCAGUGCUGUUGUACCAGUACCAGGAAAUCACACAACUCCAGCAGCUGGGGCUCCUCUCGUCUCCAGCUAGAGGAGAACCAGCCGUCCCCCCACCUCAUCCCGGGUCUCUCCUCUGGAUUGAAGCUCCUGGCUGGACUCGGAGACCAGCAGCUGCUGGCCUUCUUCCGAACAUACAUAGCACUGUCUGAGGCAGAGGAGGUGAGACAGGUCUUGUGGCUGUCUGUGGUUCUCUACAAGUCUCCGGAGGCUGAGCUGACCUGCUGUCUGCUGCUCUCCACCGAUACAAUCUACUUCUUGCUGGAGGACUCUGCCUCCACACUCGGUCAUCACUCAGUGUUGGACAUAACAGACCCUGGAGAUCCAGACGUCUGUCUGUGCUGCUGUCUGUCGAUCAGACUGUCUGAGCUGCUGUCCGUCAACGUCGGACUGUUCGACCAGUACUUCAGAGUCGUAGGUCAUUCGGCCGAUCACAUCGUGUGCUGUCUCAGCAGGGACAGUUAUGGGACGGGCGUCUUUCUUCAGGAGCUGAUGUCAGCUCUCAGCUUGCAGCAGCAGCAGCUUCCUCCUCCAGAGCCGUCGGAUCAGGACUUCUACUCCCAGUUCACCAACACAAACACAGGUAAGAUGCAGAACUACGAGCUGGUCCACAGCAGCAGGGUGAAGUUUAUUUACCCCAGUGAGGAGGAGAUGGGAGACCUGACCUUCAUCGUGGCAGAGAGGAAGACUCCGGCCAGCGCGGCAUCUUCGUCAUCACGCUCCUUUAAUGUCCUGCUGUACCUGCUGGUUUUCCAGGUCCAGGUCCCCAGCAGUCUGCCCAGCCAAGGGUCCGCCACCUCAGGCUCCUCCUCCUCCAAUCCAGGCUCAGCCCCGUCACCCGUACUCCAGCCCCGGACCCUGAUCCUGACCAGCACCGAUGUGUUCCUAUUGGACGAGGACUAUAUCAGCUAUCCUCUGCCCGACUUCGCCAAAGAACCUCCCUCCAGGGAGCGGUACCAGCUGCGUGAAGCUCGCAGGAUCCGGGACCUGGACCGGGUCCUGCUGGGCUACCAGACGUACCCUCAGGCUCUGACCCUGGUGUUCGAUGACCUGCCCGGCCCUGACCUGCUCUGCCACCUCACCAUGGACCACUUUACCGCCGGGGCAGAGGAAACCCUGCCCAGAGGUGCUGGAGCCGGCGGGGGCGCGGAGGGUGAGGUCCAGUGGUGCGUCUUCGUCCCAGGAGCCGACAGCAGGGAGAGGCUCAUCUCACUCCUCGCUCGUCAGUGGGAGGCACUUUGCAGCCGGGAGCUCCCUGUGGAGCUCACUGGCUGAUUGGUCGACAGGGAAUGACGAACAGAUGGGCGACUGUUCAGCACCUCUCUGGUUGGUUGGGGGCUGAUUGGCAGGUGGAGUCGUCACGUGACUGGGCUAAUUUACACGGUCGGAUUCAGAGCUCGAUUGGUUUAAAGGCCUCAAUAUGGCUCAAACGAAGGAGUUUGUGCAAAAUGUUGUCUUACCAUGUCUAAAGGCAAAGCAUUUUGUAGCAGUGUGAAGAAUGGGGGGAAAAAAAAAGUUUGAGAGAGAAUCUGGCCAAUCGCAACAUAUAGACAGCAUGAGAUUUGUUUGAUUUGAACCACUGUCUGUUGAGAUCAGGCUUCAGUGAGCUCACCAAAUGCUGUGAGAUGAUCCGACAAGCACUUCAUUUGAAGCAUACUGACACCUUUAGGCUGGCUUUUUACAGAUCGGAGGGGAUGUGGCUCUGCUCACAGGUUUUUCGGUGUCAACCGCAGAAAAAAAAAACUGAGGGUUAAUAGGACCCGACUGCCAUCACCGACAGUAGGCGGGACCCGUGACUCACAAGGAGCCUAAACAGUGGGAGUUUCUGGCACCACCACACCUUCACGCAAAGUGUUUGACACAGGAAAUUUACUGAUUCGUUGGGUGACUUGACUGACUGACUGACUGACUGACUGACUGACUGACUGACAGACACAGACAGACAGGUGUUGCACAGCAGGGGGCGCUGUAGACAGUCCACAGGAGUUUCUACCGGAUUUUAUUAAUCAUUACCUUAAAGGAACAGUUUGUCAUUUAUGGUAAAUCCUCUUGUUCUCUGUCAUCUCCAGAGUCAGAGGAGAAGAACGAUAUCAGUUUCAUCUCUGUGCAUCCAAUACAGAGAGAGAUCCAGGACAUGUUUAGCCUAGCUUAGCACAAAGACUGGAAGCAGGGGGAAACUGCUAGCCUAGCUCCAUCAAAAGUGGGGAAAAAAAAAUCCAUCUCCCACAACUCCAAAGCUGUUUGAUUUACAUGUUAUUUAUGUAAAGUUGAUCUUUAAACCAAAAAUCACUUUUAUAUAUAUUUCCAUUUUUGCAUGGGGUCAGUCUGAAUCUAGGUAAGGAGACAAGAGGAUUUCCCAAAAUGUUGGACUGUUAUUUUAAGUAACUCACAUGCACACGCACACACACAGCUGCUCGGCACAAUCUGCUUUCUGAACAUUUUAUUCCUUGCACAUUGUAAUUAAUUAAGCAGUAUUACAGACCUGUAUACUAAAGCUUUUUAUUAAUAUGAUAUGAAUAUAAUUGUUGCUUUAGGACAGACAGGUGUUUUCCAUCCUGAAGCUGAUUUUGUACUAAACAUGAAGGUCCUGAUGAUAUUUCUGACAUGAAAACUGAAAUAUUUAGUAUUAUCAUUGAGGAUUAUUUUUUAUAUUUUGUUUGUAUUUUAUUUUGAUGUAUUUGGUGUUUUUUGUUUUUCAUACAUUACUGUUGACAAAUGGGAAGCCGGCCACUGUUGGACCUCCCCACUCUUCACCCCUGUUGUUUACGUUACAUGUUGUUGUCUUGUUAUAGGGGAAUGCCACUGAAUUAAAGUGAAAAUGAAAGCCUUCCAUGUAACAAUAAUUCCUGUUUGGUUUAGCGACAGCGGUUUGGUUUUUAAAAAAUCAGCAGGACUCAACCACAGUCGGCGCACUUUUCAGCUGACGAAGCUAUUAAACUAGAAAACCAGUCUGACUCUGGGGCCAACAAGAAGUGAGUCACUCCAUGUUUCUCUGGGAAUGCCAACUA
This is a messenger RNA of Xiphias gladius (swordfish), 6515 nucleotides long. RefSeq names its product nischarin (gene nisch). Gene Ontology annotation, cellular component: cytoplasm. NCBI's taxonomy places the organism in Eukaryota, Metazoa, Chordata, Actinopteri, Istiophoriformes, Xiphiidae. Gene Ontology annotation, molecular function: protein kinase binding; integrin binding; phosphatidylinositol binding. The record is from RefSeq and is a predicted model, not a curated record.